Messenger RNA from Neogale vison (American mink), 5958 nucleotides. It is a transcript of the gene PODXL, whose product is annotated as podocalyxin like. Lineage: Eukaryota; Metazoa; Chordata; Mammalia; Carnivora; Mustelidae. Gene Ontology annotation, cellular component: apical plasma membrane; microvillus membrane. The transcript is spliced from 9 exons. The coding region runs from base 1 to 1899 and encodes 632 amino acids. The record is from RefSeq and is a predicted model, not a curated record. Gene Ontology annotation, biological process: negative regulation of cell-cell adhesion; positive regulation of cell-cell adhesion mediated by integrin; regulation of microvillus assembly.
AUGAGUUUCGAGGUCUGUCUGUUCUUGGAAAAGGAUGCCCAGAGCAAGGCCUCCGAAGGGGCUGGCUGGCCACCAGGCGGCUUCCCCGUGGUUUCCGGAGCCAAGUCACAGGAGAUCAUGCUCCUGGAGGCGUGGGGAGAGUCCCCACCUUCUGGGGACUCUAAUGUUGUAGCCACGAAUGAGAGAAUAGACUUCCCCAAAAAGAAGCUUGCACGCCAGCAAUCCGAUCGGCCUUGGGGAAACCGGGGUGGAUUAACUAACACCGGAGCAGCGGCAGCCGCAGGAACAACGACAACCACCAGAACAGCGACAGCUGCCGGAAGAGCGACAGCCGCCGGCACAGCGACAGCCGCCGCAACAGCGACAGCCGCCGGCGCAGCGACAGCCGCCACUCAGCCCCUCGUAGCACCGGCGGCCGGUACCGAAGGGGGGACUCAGGUGAGCGAGCCUGGCUCACACCCAGCCCCAGCAACCACGGCGCAAGCGACGACGGCCGCUGCCACCCGCGGGAGAUCCCUAACGGCGCCCAGCGGCUCCGGGACGACGACAGCCACAGCCCCAGCGGCCGCUGACAAGGAUGGGAAGGCCUCCAGCAACCCCAGUGUAGCUAGUGAUGGCUCAGAGGAUGGCCAAGGUUUAGACACGACGACAGUCUCCUCAACCACUCACACCGUGAAGCCCGAAGGCACCGGCAGCCCGGCAGCCGGAGCCGGAGCCGGGGACGCCCACGGUGGUCCCGCCAGCAGCACGACCCCUGGGGGCGGGAAACCGGCUGCUGCCGCACCUGCAGACGCGCCCAGCACCUCCAGCCCCGCUUCUUCUCUUCCUGCCAGCGCCGCCCCAACAAGCCCUCACCAAGCAAGUACAAGCCCUGCUCCUUCGAAGCCUCCGGUGAGCCCUUCCGACAAAAUCCCCACGGCGGCUCCCAGUAGUUCAGGCACGAAGGUGGGCCCCAGCUCCACGUCCCGCGGGACACUUCCCACAGCAACAUCACUGGUUCCCUUACAAGGAGAUCUGCAGAAAUCCAGCGUGAUGCCAACUGUCAUUGGGACCUCUUCGUCCAUCACUGGGAUCUCUUCCUCCACCACUGGGAUCCCUUCUUUGGAGACUUCGCAUCCUGCAGGCCCUUCAUCAGGACCUGUGGCCACGUCUCCUGUCGAGGGAUCCAGAAGCCCCAGCACCCAGUUGACUUCAGUUGCCCCCCGAGUCCCCAGCGUCCCUCCUUCCUCGGCUCAUGUGGAUGACAGGAUAAAGUGCGAAUCUCCCGGAGGGCUAACUGACAAGAUGCUCAUCCUGAACUUGACGAAAACGAGCCUCUGUGCGGGGAACAGCAGUUUGGAUGACAAACUGGUUACACUUCUGUGCCGAGCAGCAAAAGCCACCUUCAACCCAGCUCAAGACACGUGCCAUAUACUGCUGGUACCUGUUCAAGACUCCCAGGCAGUGGCCAUCAAAGAAAUCACGGUGCAGACAAACCUCCUGCCCGGGGACGUGUAUGAGUCGCUGAAAGACAAAUGGGAUGAGCUGAAAGAGGUGGGAGUCAGUAACAUGAAGCUUGGGGACCAAGGGCCCCCCGAAGAGACCGAGGACCGGUUCAGCAUGCCUCUCAUCAUCACCAUUGUCUGCAUGGCGUCCUUCCUGCUCCUGGUCGCCGCCCUCUACGGCUGCUGCCACCAGCGCCUCUCCCAGAGGAAGGACCAGCAACGGCUAACAGAGGAGCUGCAGACAGUGGAGAACGGUUACCAUGACAAUCCCACGCUGGAAGUGAUGGAGACCUCAUCCGAGAUGCAGGAGAAAAAGGUGGUCAACCUUAAUGGUGAGCUGGGGGACAGCUGGAUCGUCCCUCUGGACAACCUGGCCAAGGAUGACUUUGACGAGGAGGAAGACACGCACCUCUAGUCAGGUCCGCGGGCAGCCUCCAACAGGACCACAGCGCUCCAGACUGAACCACCUCAAGUGCCAUUUGGACAGGGGAGGAACAUCCUUCCCAGCGGAGGGAAAGGUUGGGGAGGGAAGCAGACUCGGAGGGUCCCUCCUCCCAAUCCCCACCUCCUCCCCAUCCCCACGGGGCCUUAAUUUUCCCUUUUCAAACUGAACCAAUCACAUUCUGUCUAGAUUCCUCUUGUAAAAUAACUCACUAGUGCCUGAGCUCAGUGCUGCUGGAAGACGAGAGGGAGCGCACCCAUGUGGUCAUCUGGUAGAAUCCCUUCAGCUCACAUCUAAGGGGACAGACGCCACGCCCCACUGCUGCCAUCGCUCGCGCCUCCCUUCAGAGCUGCUCCCAGUGGGGUGAAGCUCGCAGUCGAUGUGACAAUGGAUGGGACGGAAGGGACAGCAGGGCCAGAUCCUGUCUCCGGGGCAUCUGAUUCCUUCCAAGUACAGGUCCCCAGCCUCGCCUGCCAGUGCGUCCGUCCCCUUUGUGCUUGCCCCGACCCCCACACAGUUUGUAGCCCCGCUCUGUCCUAGGGCCUCUAGGACUCACACCGUCCCUUCGUGGCUUCGAAGCCCUUGCUCCGGACUCUGGCUUCCUUGCAUCUGCUUAGGGACCUUGAGACUUAACCCACACAAGACUCCAGUGUGAACGAGGUCUGCUUCAGGGAUCCUUCUGCAGGUGAAGAGAAAAGGGGAGGCCCUUCACCCCCAGGUUGGGUCCUGGCCCAUCACCAGGGCAGGAACUCCUUUGGCCUCCCACUCCCACCGGGGACUGGAAUCUGCAGCAGCUAUGAAGAAGUGUUUCUGUCGUUCACUGCUCGGUCAGUGGGGUGAGGUCCAAGUUCAGAGAUCCCCCUGAGAUCCAGCAAGAGAGAACCACAGCUGUAGGGCAGACGUUCCCAGGGCCCAGUCCAGAGUGGUGUUUCACCGGACAAUCGAUCGACGCGGUUAGGAAGGAUAGGCUUUACUCUCUGUUCCAGAGGAAACUCAGGGACUUUUCAAGUUGGUGAGAGUUUUGUUGUAUUUGUUUGUUUUUCGUCCAGCCCUCUACUGCCACAAGCCAAAGCUCCAACUGCUGGGAGACCUUUCAGUUAACUAAUCUUAUUGACUCCUGGUUCUCCUGUGCUGUAGGGGCUAGAAAGGCCUAGAAAGUGUGAUGCAUUUUAAGGUGCUCAGGAGCAGCCUGGGGGUGCCUGUGGGGUUCCCAGUGACCUCUCACUGUUGGGGCAUGCAGCUGGGCCUUGCCGUGUCCCCUCCUCUGUUCCUAGCAGGCUGCCUGCUUUUGCAGUUUCUGGUGGCAUCUCAGGGAAACAGUACCGGGAAGGGGUUUUGAGGGAGCUUAGCCAAGCGAAGGCACCUGAAGACUGGACAGAGUGGGGUUCAAUCCAAUUUUCUGGGAAGCCCAAAUCCCAGAUUUUGUGGAAUAUUGCCCACGGUCUCUCUUGCUCCUGGGUGUAAAUCUCCUGGCAUGAACGAGGAGGAUGGGCAGAACUGCUGUCCCUCCCUGGCUGCCUUGAUUCCUUAUUCAUGGCCGUUGCCCUUUGAUAUCCUAGGGUUCUGGAGUGCAGAGCCUCCAGUGAGUUUCCCAAGAGCUAGAGAGAUGGUGGACUAACAAGGAUCCACAAGUCCUUGCCCUGAUUCUCUAGCGUCUGGAGGUUGGCAGGGGAGAGAACAAUGCUAGCUUGGGAGGGGAAAAAAGGAAAUCUUGUUAUACUGGGAAGAGCUCUGUUUGCUUCCUUCCUGCCCAGCAUUUGAUUCUUUCCACCCUGUGGGUUUCUGUGGAAGAGGCCCGACUGGAUUACUACUACUUUGCUGAUUCUGGAUCACAUUUUAUCAGCCAAGCCUUCGGACAGAGGCAGCAAGUACGCCCCCACAAACUGAUCGAAGGCUCAAGCCCCACAGCCUCUUGGGCAGAGAGAUGACAACCGGCAAGGACUAGCGUAAAAUCACACUUGGUCAAGAGGAAUGACUGGUGGCUCCGUCCAAGGAGAACCUUGGGAAGCUUUGGGUUGGUUCAGAUGCUCCUCCUGGUGCAUCCAGGCUGGACGGCUCCAGCCUUUGAGGGCAACUUCAGAAUCCAGUACCUUGCCUUGGCUUGCUCUUGCCACUAGACAUCUGUGUCAAGGUCAUACAGCCAAGCAUCUGCAGAGGUCACCUUCAUCCCACGACUGCACUGGUUCAGUGCUGUCUGGUAAGUCAGAGUUUGGGGCUGAGAAGAAAGAAGAGGAACACCAGGAACUCAGCAUGACUUCCAACAAGUUGUGCCAAAGAGAGAUUAUCAACUUGGACCAGGGGCAGACUGGCUUCCCUAAGCUGCAUAAAAGGCCAGAAAUCAGGAGUCUGAUGACUGGAUGGAAACCCAGUGGGAAAGCACGCUGAUCUGUGAAUGGGGAGGGCAGCAGCAGUGCUUAUGAAGGAGGUACAGAAUAGGCUUUGCAUCGUAGGACAGAAUACGGGUUUAAUCUAGUCUAGACACCAGAUUCUCUUUUUCCCUUGUUAUAAGGAAAGCUAGCAGGAAGUUUAUUUAAACCACUUCUUGAGCUUUAACCUUUUUUUGACAAUAUACUGAAGAAACUUUGGAAAACAAGUCCAAGCUGACACAUACAUACAUAGUUCUUAAUAAUGUAAAUACCACAGCCACAUGGUAAUCUACCCAGCACUGCUUUAAGUGAAUAUACACUGUAAAAACAUUUGCUAGUUGAGAUGGCUUUUUUUUUUCCUCUGAACAGGAAUGUAAAUGUAAAUGUCUAUUUCACUAGAAAUGACAAGUUUUUGUUUGUUUGUUUUUCUCCAAUGAAAAGUGAAAUAUAAGACAAGCUGAUGACAGAGUAUUUGUCUUAGAGAUCAGGCAUUUUUAUUUUUAAAUGCGAUCCUCAAUCCCCCUCCCCAGCUAAGUCCUAGCCUAUUACAGGAAGGCUUGGAGACACUCUAGUCCUAGGGAGAGGCUUGUAGAGACCUAGUCCAAUCUUUGUUUUGUUCUUAUAGAAAAAGAAACUGAAGCCCAGAAAGACAGAAGUGGCUUGGCCAAAAUUACAUGGUUAGUGAGAGAGAGAGAGGAUUGACACACCAGUGCUGUGGGCCUCAGAAGGAAUCUGUAAAUUAAGAACAGGCACCAGGACGACACAAGGACCAGGACCUUCUCAAAUCAUGUCCUGCUGCAAGGCUAGGGAGAGCCCGAGGACCACAAUAGGAACCAUACUGAUCUACGCUUGCUCGGAGUUAUUUAGGUCUAAGACUUCCAUGAGUGAUACUUGACUGUCAAGAAACAGUUUUGAAUGAGCUUUUACAUACAGAUCUUCUCCUAGCAGGGCUGUGGAUCAAAGGAAACCAGCUCCAGGAAGGCAGAGGAGCCAAGAGUAAAGCAAUGACUUCUCUUUUAUCAUUGUCACAAGCUGAUCGGCUCAGGUUUGGUGAAAACCCAGCACUGAGUGGAAGGGAGGGGAGGACGAUUCGAUGUGUGUCUUUUUUGUUAGUAGUGAAUGUUAGUUUGCCCAGGCGACUGCAGGAGCGUUUGUCUUCGUGGACAGGGGUCUGAAGUACACUGGAAUUCACUGGGAAACUUGUUUGUAAAGACUAUACUUAAUUAUUGCCAUUUUCUUACAAAACUAUAUUUUGGAGAACUGUAUACUGUCAAUUAAAGUGCUUUUGUGUAAGCUGGCUCAAGCCCUGUUGAACUUGACUGACUGGCUCACGUUCUUCACGUGUGUGCGAGCUCAUGGCCGACGCUCUAGCGAGGGCAGCGUCCUCUGCUCUUAGGCAGUGCUGCCCAACUAGGGGGUGCAGAGAGUGAAAGAGAAGGGGAGAAGCUGAAAGGAAGGAAGAGGGGGAUCCUGGUGAUCUUGGGCUGUUGUAGUGAUCCCAGCUGAAUCUUUUCUCCCGUGUUUAUCAGUGUUCUUCCUUCUUCAUUUCUUCCACUUCUGCCUCAGAUACAAUUAUGAGUCACCUCCCACUAAAGAUCCUAGAGCCCCAGUCAGGUGUGAAAACACUGGUAUAGGAGCAAAACAAAUAAAGAUAUAAGAAAACCAA